Molecule: messenger RNA, 5326 nt
Organism: Oxyura jamaicensis (ruddy duck)
Lineage: Eukaryota; Metazoa; Chordata; Aves; Anseriformes; Anatidae
Gene: ITIH5
Product: inter-alpha-trypsin inhibitor heavy chain 5
Exons: 14
Coding region: 100-2955 (951 amino acids)
Biological process (GO): hyaluronan metabolic process
Molecular function (GO): serine-type endopeptidase inhibitor activity
Source: RefSeq, a predicted model, not a curated record
AGCCUCCUUGCAGCCCAGUCCUGCAGCGAGGCACGCAGCAGCACCCGCAGGCUUUCCUCUCACCUGCGGGGCAGCCCCAGCCCGGUGCUGCCCCUCGCCAUGAUCCUUUGGUUAUGGCUCUGCUGGAGCUUCUCCAUUGCUGCAGGGCAGCCGGACUCGGAGCUGCUGGCGAGGUACCUGGAGGAGAAGCUGAUGGCAGACUACAGCGUUGUAGAACAAGUUGUACGUCGUGUCCCAAGACAGACCAGACUUUUGCAGAGGCUGGAAACCAGGCCUCGGAUGUCUGAAUUCACUGUGAAAGCCACAGUCAUUUCGCGCUAUGCUUUCACCACGGUGUCCUGCACAAUGGUGAACAGCGGAUCUGAGGCAAGAGAAGGUGUGUUUGAGAUGCAGAUCCCAGCUGCAGCUUUCAUCUCCAACUUUACCAUGAGCAUUGGCAACAAGACUUAUUAUGGGGAGGUCACAGGGAAAGAAAAGAAAAACAGCAGUGAUGACAAAGCAAGGACCAAGAAACCUCCAGGCCCUCAGAAUGCAAGGGAGAAUGGCUAUGAGACAUUCAAAGCUUCUGUCUUCAUUCCUCGCAAGAUGCAAGCCAACUUCCUAUUGCAUUACGAAGAGCUCUUGCAAAGGCGACUGGGGAAAUACGAGUAUACGGUCAGCAUCCGUCCCCAGCAGCUGGUGGGCAGGUUACGGGUGGAGGUGAACAUCCUGGAGAACUCAGGCAUAGUGUCACUGGAAGUGCCUCCCCUUCGAAACAGCAAGCAUAAGGGCAAUGGGAAGGUUGAAGGUGAUGUUUCUCCUCCUCCUUCUACUGUAAUUGGACAUACAAAAACCUUAGCUAAAGUUACAUUCAGUCCCAAUGUUGUUGAACAAACCAAGAUUGCCCGAAAUGGCAUUUUGGGAGAUUUCAUAGUUAGAUAUGAUGUCAACCGGGAGCUGAGUGUUGGGGAUAUUCAGAUCCUUAAUGGGUACUUCGUACACUACUUCGCCCCCACAGAUCUUCCUCCGUUACCAAAGAAUGUUGUCUUUGUCCUUGACAGCAGUGCAUCCAUGGUGGGAACAAAACUGAGACAGACCAAAGAAGCUCUCUUCACAAUUCUCCAGGACCUAAGGCCUGAAGACCACUUCAAUAUCAUUGGCUUUUCCAACCGAAUAAAGGUCUGGCAGCAGGACCGGCUGGUGCCAGUUACUCCAAAUAAUAUAAGAGAUGCCAAAAAGUACAUUCAUAACAUGUCACCUACUGGAGGAACUAAUAUUAACAGUGCUCUCCAGACUGGUGCAAAGCUGCUAAAUGAUUACAUUGCUCAGAAUGACAUCGAUGCCAGAAGUGUCUCUCUGAUCAUCUUCCUCACUGAUGGGAGGCCCACUGUUGGGGAAACACAGUCAUCCAAAAUCCUCAGCAACACCAAGGAUGCCAUCCGUGAUAAAUUCUGCCUCUUCACCAUUGGCAUUGGCAAUGAUGUGGACUACAGGCUGCUGGAGAGGAUGGCACUGGAGAACUGUGGCAUGACAAGGCAUUUCCAGGAGGAUGAGGAUGCAGCCAGCCAUCUGAAAGGAUUCUAUGAUGAGAUAGGAACACCCCUUCUCUCUGACAUCCGUGUUGACUACCCUGAAGACAAUGUGGAGCAAGUCACUCAGAACUUCUUCCCUAACUACUUCAAUGGCUCUGAAAUUAUAAUAGCCGGCAAACUCAUCAACCGUACCUCAGAUAGCCUCCAUGUGGAGGUGACUGCUAGCAACUCCAAGAAGUACAUCCUCCUUAAAACAGAUGUGGCUAUUGACCUGCCAAGCAAGAAUGACAUCAGAGCUGUCCCUGGCCUGGAAGAUGGCAAAGGUGAUCAAAAUUACAUUGAGAGGGCAUGGAGUUACCUCACCAUCAAGGAAUUGCUUAACUCCCGGCUGAAGAGCGAUGACAAUCAAGAGAAAGAAUAUUUGAUGGAGAAAGCAAAGUCAAUGGCCCUGACUUACAAUUUUGUAACUCCCUUCACCUUUCUGAAGAUGAGAGAGGCUGGACUCCAUUCAGAACCCCCUCCAGAGGAGCUUAUCAGACCUUCUACUGAUGGCAUUGGUGAAAAGCUGCAGAGCUUGCAGGGACACAAAGCACCACCAGGUAUACGCAGACAACAAGAUAGGCAAAGAAUUAAAGUCUCCAAAACUUCAGCGGAUGGAGACCCUCACUUUGUCAUUGAUUUUCCCUCCAGCAAGUUCUCUGUCUGCUUCAAUAUUGAUGGAGAACCUGGAGACAUCCUUCGACUCGUCUCUGAUCAUAAGGAAUCUGGUGUAACGGUGAAUGGGCAAUUAAUUGGAGCUCCUGCACCACCCAAUGGCCACAAGAAGCAUCGGACUUACUUCAACACCAUCACCAUCCUCAGCAAUAAGCCACAGAGAUCUUACCUAGAGAUCACACCCACCAGGAUCAUCCUGGAUGAUGGGGAAAGGCUUAUUCUGUCCUGCGACCGGAGCGCUGUUGUGCGGAGCAGCAGCCUGGAAGUGUCUGUCUCUGCCAAUUCCAACAUCACUGUGACGAUACGAGACACAAUCAGCUUCGUCAUCCUCAUCCACCACUACAAGAAGCCAGCCCCAUAUCAGAAGGAUCACCUGGGUUUCUAUAUCUCCAACAGUAAAGGCCUCUCUUCUGACUCCCACGGGUUACUGGGUCAGUUCUUGAACCAUGAAGUUAAACUUCUUCAGGAAUCUCUAAACACAAGUAAUCAGCAGGUUGGUCAGAACCAAACUGAAGCAUUAAAACCAAACCCUACAAACACCCUGAAAGUGAAGGGACGGCUUGUUCCUGUUGUGUGGAAGCAGAGGAGGAUCUACAAUGGCCAGCAGGAAGUUGACUGCUGGUUUGCCAAAAACAAUGCAGACAAACUGAUCGAUGGGAGCUAUAAAGACUAUUUGGCUUCUCAUCCUUUUGACACUGGCACCAGCUCUGGGAUGCUUAACAGCCUUUAGGACUGAUCAUAGCAAUGCAUUGCAGCAGCAUGUGUGACAGUGGGUCCCUUCUGAAGCCUCUAGAGAUAGGCAACUUAUAAAUAUUUCUUUACUUUUUGGUGCCAAAGAAACCAAGGCUUUUUCCCCUUGGAAAUCAACUGUCUCUCAUGCUAGAUGAACAGGGUUCAUCAACUUUCUGAAGACAAGGAUGGGGAAGAGGGUUGAGGACACAGUGGGACCACAGUCCCAUGCGGUGGGAGGGAGAAAUGGGCUAGCUGUCAAAUCUAACAGUGCAGAGAGCUGCUGGCUUUAAAAUAAACCCAUGCAGGGAUCUGUGCAAUACCCCCAGGGGCUGGUGAAUCACCCAGUGAAAGGUAUGAAUCAUGCAGCACAGUGCCUAUCUAACUUUAGGUGAUAAAAGUUUGCAAAGAAGUGACUUGGAGCACAUGCUCCAGCCAUGGUCCGAGAGGAGAGAUGGGUGGAUAUCCAUCUGCAGAGAGCCAUUAGCAUCAAAAAGGUAAAAGAGAUCAAAACCUUAAAUCAAGAGGUCACAACAGGGUAUUGCUUUUAUGGCUAUUGGGAUGGGGUCUGGAUUUUCCACUGAGCGUGAUGUUCCCUGUACCACUACUACUUAAUACAGUGGUGAAAACCCUCGUGUGGUUUGUUGCUGUCCCAAGAGUACAGGCUGCCUGCUUCGAAAGCACCUGUGGUCCUCAGCAGCAAUAGGAGUGGUGCUAGCUCCCAUUCCAUCAAGCAUGCCAUUUAAAUGACAUCAUAGGUUUAGUGAUUUCAUCCUGAUUCUUUACUUCCUCUGUGAGAAACAAAAUUCCAUUGUGAGCUUCCAACAGACCUCCCACCUCCUUGAGCAGAGCAUCACUUCUGCUUUGCGGGGAUUUAUAUUUGCUAAAAGAUGAUGAAUCUGCACUUGCAAUAGCUUAUGACCCUAUAAAGCACUGUCUAAAUCUUGAAUUUAGACUAGAAAUUUCUAGCUGCUUUUCUAAUCAGGGAGGAAGUAUUUAUUUACUCCAAAUUUUCAAAACCUUUUCAUCCCAGUUACCCUGGCAGCUUCUCUUUCCUUACACUGCAGGAAUUUGUACAGAGCAGGAAUUUGGCAGCAGGAAGUUAGGGAAGGGUCUGCCAGCCACCCCCACUGCAGGUGGUGCUGCACUGCAAGGAAACCUCCAAACCCAAACAGCAAGGCUGUGGUCUAUUUUAAAAUGAGGCACCACUGAAUAAUGCUAUACAUCAGCCACAGGGGAGUUUGCUUAGUAGAGAACUUGGCCAAAGACGACUUUGACAGCCACAAAGACGUUUACAUGGCAAGGCCAAACUGAACUCAUGUAUACUCUGCCUUUUCCAGGACUGAAAGGAAGGCGGGUGUGUGUCGGGGAGUGGAAGCAUCCCCAGCAGCUAAAUGAUAUCCAUGUGUUAGGAAAAAAAUUGAGUUGCCAGAGAUCUGCAGAAAUAAGAUCAAUCUUGACUGAUUUUUUGCAUAUUUAAAAAUUAAAUCAUGCUGUUGCUGUAGGAGCUCCAGCUGGUGGUGGUGGUUUGGGUGGGGUUGUUUUCCAGUUGCUUGAUCAUUGAGGUAGCACUCCUAGCACUGUGACAGCAGAGCAGGUAGAGAGCACAGUUGCUCAUUCACACCAUGUGUUGUAGGGAGAAGGAAACAGCCAAAAGCAACCAGCUAAACUUAAUUGUGCUGUGGAAGGUCCUUCUAGAGAGCUCAGUCACUGCAAAACUUGUGCUGAGGCUCAUACAUUGGAAGAAAACAUGGAGACAAAACUACUUACUGCCUUGAGCCUGGCUGGUUUGGAAAACAGCCCUCCUGCAAGGGAGAAUUGAAGGAGAGAUCUUUGGCAGUCCUGAGCGUACAAGAGCUGAAGACACCAAGGCUUAGCAGCAUGCACGUGAAUAAGGAAUACAAUGAGAAACAGUGUCUGUGAGGUUGACCUCUCCACCCAAGAAGAAGGUGGGAAGAUCACCCAUUCCAUUCCCUAGUCCCAUCCCAUUUGUACAGGGUGAACAAGGUAGUGGCAGUGAACUUCUAGUAGUGCUAGGUUCAGCAGGUGUCUUCAUACAGUUGUUACUGCAAAGAGCUUUCUUUGAAAUUUUCACUCUCCUCCCACAUUUUGCUGUUCAAGUGUAUCGCUAGGGGAAGUGAUUCGGUUAGGCUCCCCUCUCUCCUGUAUAUAGGUAUGUAUAUAUACACAUAUGUAUUGCUAACGCUUCGGGUGCUUCAUUGGCCCUCUCCCGCCAAGAACACAUUCCUUCCAGGGUUUGAAAAGAACAGUGAUCAAGUCCAACUUCCCCGCCCUGUGAAGCACCUGGAGCAGUAUACUCAAGUUCUCCUUAGGGCUCCAUUUAUCCAUUUCACAAUAAAUAUUUUACAGCG